AUGGCCUCCACCACCAGCGACAGCCACGGCCUCCUGUCCUCCUCCGCGGCGCUGGCCUCUGCCUUCCCCGACGACCACACACUCUUUCCCCCUUCAACCUCCUCCACCUUCCUCGUCGACCAAGGAGCUGCCUCCUGCUUCCACCACCCCACGGACUACUCCUUCCGCGAUGCCGCCGCACAGGACCCAUCGGCGCCCACCGCCGCGCGCAAGCAGACCAGGAAGCGCCCGAGGCCGUCGCGCCGGCCUCCCACGACCGUGCUCACCACUGAGGCCUCCAACUUCCGCGCCAUGGUGCAGGAGUUCACCGGCUUCCCCGUGGCGCCUACCUUCGCGGCCCCGCAACACCUACGCCCAGGCGGCGUUCUCGUCGAUACCGCGUGGACGCGGUACCAUUUCAAGCUCCCAUUCCCAGCUCCUUCGCAAACAUAUCCGCCCACUGGCACCACUAUUAACACUAACAGCACUAGCUCUUUAGUGCUAAACGCGCUCGCCAUGUUCACCAAGAACAACGGCGUCACAUCUGCUGCUGCUUCCGCUGCAUCCACGCUCAGCUCGGGCUCCGACUUGUACCGAAGCUACGGCCCGGUGGUCUUACGUGGUGCAGGCCGCGGGGGAAGGCCAGAUGGUGCGUCCCGGCUAUGGUCAACUCUCACCUCCCUUGCCCGGCGAUGAUCACACACACUAGCGCUAUUCGAUUACCGAAGGGAGAAACUACUUUUUUGCUCCUCCUAUUCUCAGCUGCGUGUGUAUUGAGACAGUGGGAUGACAGUGUUAUUGCGCAUGGCGUGUUCAUUUCUUCCUUUUUUUGUUAUUAUAAAAUUAUUAUUCCUUUUCUCGAUGUGAUGUAAACAUUAUCUUUGUUAGAGUAAAUUGC
Molecule: messenger RNA, 877 nt
Organism: Hordeum vulgare subsp. vulgare (domesticated barley)
Lineage: Eukaryota; Viridiplantae; Streptophyta; Magnoliopsida; Poales; Poaceae
Product: VQ motif-containing protein 22-like
Exons: 1
Coding region: 1-675 (224 amino acids)
Source: RefSeq, a predicted model, not a curated record